Molecule: messenger RNA, 1184 nt
Organism: Aegilops tauschii subsp. strangulata
Lineage: Eukaryota; Viridiplantae; Streptophyta; Magnoliopsida; Poales; Poaceae
Product: FCS-Like Zinc finger 2-like
Source: RefSeq, a predicted model, not a curated record
CGGACAAACCACGAUUGCCGUCGUUUUCCUCUCGGUGGUAUUCCGACGCCCUUGCCGUGUUCAUCACCACGCACCAUAUUCCAUAUAUACCUGAGCCUUCCCCUCCUUUCUUCACACAACUCGCUCGCUCUCCUCUUCCUCCCUCUCCUCGCAGCAGCAGCAAGCAAGUGCACCACCAAGCUAAGCUCUGCUCAGCAUUUCACUCCAAAAUCACCUACACACACAUACCAUGGUGGCAUCGGUGGCCUGCUCCUUCUUCUUCGACGACGAGCUGCUCGGCGAGCACCGCACGGCGGCGAUGGACGCAUGCUCGCUCUGCGCCAAGCCGCUGGCGCGCGACAGCGACGUCUUCAUGUACAGAGGAGACACGCCCUACUGCAGCGAGGAGUGCCGCCACGAGCAGAUGCACCUCGACGCCGUCUGCGCCAAACAGGCCGCCCGGAGGCAGCAGAGAUUCUCGGCGGAGACGGAGUCCCACCGUGGGCAGCGGCAGUCCAGGAAGGUGUCCGUCGCGAGCUAAGCGGCCGGCCUGACCGGCGAAAGUUUUGUUUGAAUCGACAAGAUCUGAAUUCUGAAGAAACAACAUCUGUAUUCUGAAGAACCAUCGAUGUCUCCGUCUCACCGGCCGGCGCCCUAGCCUGGACCGGUGGAGGCACCAGAUGCAGCUUGCCGCCGCCUACGGAAGGCAAGGCAGGGCAGCCGGCAGCAGCAUGACGCGGCACGAAGAAUAGGUGCCUGUAGAUUCCCCUAUGUCCAUGCCAAGCUAAUUAGAGCAUCUACGUGAAUUGAUUUGCUUCGAAACGAAAUACAAAAGGCCAUGGAUCUGAAGAAAGCAAUCAAACAUGAUUCAUAGUAUUUCGUUACUUCCUUUGUCUCAAAAUGAGUGCCAUUGAUUUAGUAUAUUUUUAUACUAAUUUGUAUUCCCUCAGUUCUAAAAUAUAGCGCGUCCUUGGUUUCCGCGUUUUAAUUUUGAUCAUAAAUUUAACCAACAAGACUAACUGCGCCGGAAGCAAAAAUUAUACUAAUGAAUUCGUAUUCGAAAAAAGUUUUCAAUUAUAUAAUUUUUUAUCCCGCCGCAGUCUCUUGUUAGUUAAAUUUAUGGUCAAAAUUGAAUUUUGAAAAGCGCGGACGCACUAUAUUUUGGAACUAUUAAAUAAGGGACACUUAGUUUCAGACAAGGAGUA